Molecule: messenger RNA, 3069 nt
Organism: Staurois parvus
Lineage: Eukaryota; Metazoa; Chordata; Amphibia; Anura; Ranidae
Source: the annotation of a GenBank genome assembly
UCACAGAAGCAGUUGGAUAGAUCUUCACGGUCAUCGUUCACCACUGUGUGGGAGAAGUUUGCCAGCCAGACACCAGAUGAGCGUGAUGCCUUCUUAUCCGAAGCAUUCCCUGUUGGCAUUUUUUGGGGUUCUUCUUCUGCUGCUUUCAAAGUGGAGGGAGGCUGGACCGAGGGAGGAAGAGGACAGUCUAUAUGGGAUGUGUUUGGACAACAAGGCAAUGCUCAAGACAAUGGAACUGGAAAUGUGGCCUCUGACAGCUACAACAAGAUUGACUAUGACAUAUACUUCCUAAAAAGUCUACAGACUACCAUCUACUACUUCUCCAUCUCCUGGUCCCGGAUCUUCCCAACAGGGCUCAAGUCCACAGUCAGCACAGCGGGAGUGAAAUACUACAAUAAACUGAUUGAUAGAUUAAUAGAAGAAAAUAUCACACCAAUCGUGGCACUGUACCACUGGGAUCUGCCCCAAGAUCUACAGGAAACAGGUGGUUGGCAGAAUGAAGCCACCAUUGAUGCCUUUGGGGAAUAUGCUGAUUUCUGCUUUAGCACUUUCGGAGAUCGAGUGAAGCUCUGGAUCACCUUCCAUGAACCCUGGGUGGUCAGCUAUGCGGGUUAUGGCACUGGAGAGCAUGCACCUGGGAUUAAAGAUCCAGGGAAUGCCUCGUUUAAGGUGACCCAUAAUAUUGUGAAGGCUCACGCAAGGGCCUGGCAUGUCUUUGAUGAUAAGUACCGUGCCGAGCAAUAUGGAGCGGUGGGCAUCUCUCUGAAUUCAGACUGGGCAGAGCCGGCUAACCCCAAUGACCCAGAAAGUGUGAGCGCUGCAGAGCGAUAUGUCCAGUUCAUGCUGGGAUGGUUCGCUCAUCCUAUUCUGUUGAAUGGAGACUACCCAGAGGUUCUGAAGGCACAGGUACACCAGAAGACCACACAGUGCCCCACCAUAGUGGCCCCAUUGCCCACUUUCACUGAAGCAGAGAAAACUUAUAUUCUAGGUACAGCAGACUUCCUUGGGAUCUCGCACUACACGUCCCGGCUGGUCAAUGUCUCUAGCAGCUCUCCUUGUGAGCCCAGCUAUGAAAACAUUGGUGGGUUUACUACACAUGUGGAUCCAUCCUGGCCAACCACCGCCUCUCCAUGGAUCUCUGUUGUGCCAUGGGGGCUCAGGAGGAUUUUGAAUUUUGUCAAGGAAGAGUAUGGGAAAGCAGUAAUAUCAAUAUUCAUAACUGGCAAUGGAAUGCCAACAUCCAGUAUGGCAGAUGUAUUCAAUGACACGGACAGAGUGCAGUACCUGACCUCCUACAUCAAUGAGGCGCUUAAAGCAUUCAAUUCUGAUGGUGUGAUUAUAAGAUCAUACAUAGUCCGGUCUCUCUUGGAUGGCUUUGAGGGUCCUGAGGGAUAUAGCCAGAGGUUUGGCUUACAUCACGUUGAUUUCCAAAACUCAAACAGACAACGGACCCCGAAAGCGUCCGCCUAUUCAUACUCCACCAUUAUUAAGAACAACGGCUUUCCAACCUUCGAAAGAGACAUGUAUCAUUAUGCAGCUGUUCCAGAAGAUUUCAAAUGGGGGGUUUCCACAUCAGCCUACCAGGUGGAAGGAGCAUGGGAUGAAGAUGGAAAGGGACCCAGUAUAUGGGACACAUUUACACAUGUACCUGGAAAUAUAUUUGCAAAUGGUAAUGGGGACAUAGCAUCUGACAGUUACCACCAGCUAGAUGCGGACUUAUACAUGCUUAGAGGCUUAGGAGUGAACAGUUAUCGUUUCUCCAUCUCCUGGUCUAGAAUAUUUCCAACUGGACAAGGCACGGCCAAUGACAAAGGUGUUGACUACUACAACAGACUCAUUGAUGGUCUACUAGCAAGUAACAUUUCUCCAAUGGUGACCCUCUACCACUUCGAUCUUCCCCAAGCUCUCCAAGAUUUGGGUGGCUGGGAGAAUGAUACCGUUAUUGAAGCCUUCAAUAACUAUGCUGACUUUUGCUUUAGGACAUUUGGAGAUAGGGUCAAGUUCUGGAUGACAUUCCACCAGCCAUACACUAUUGCAACAGCUGGCUAUGGUACUGGUGUACACCCACCUGCAGUAAAAGACCCUGGCUAUGCUCCAUACAGAAUAGGUCACAACUUGUUAAGAGCCCAUGCCAGAGUAUACCACACAUAUGAUGAUAAUUAUCGAGGGAACCAACAAGGUGUGAUCUCAUUAAGCCUCAACACAAAUUGGGUGGAACCCAAUGACCAAACAGAUCCAAAGGACAUUGAAGCCGCUGACCGUUACCUACAGUUCACACUGGGGUGGUUUGCUCACCCCAUAUUCAUAAAUGGCGAUUAUCCAGAGGCCAUGAAGUGGCAAGUGGCCAACAAGAGUGCACUACAGGGUCUCUCAUCCUCCAGACUUCCUGCUUUUACAGAUGAAGAGAAGGCCUACAUCCAGGGCACAGCUGAUGUUUUCUGUAUUAACAUCUACACCACCAAAAUAGUUCAGCAGACAAUUAACAGCUUGCACCCUCCGUCUUUCAAUGCUGAUAUUGAUAUAGUAGAAAGAUUUGACGAUAGUUGGCCUACCACAGCUUUUUAUGAUGUUUACAGGGCAGUAGCCUGGGGGAUGAGGAGGCUGCUUAAUUGGGUUAAAGAAGAGUACGGAGAUGUCCCAAUCUAUGUCACUGAAAGUGGACUUUCGAUGGACAGUAACCCAGAUUUUGAUGACAUUGCCCGAAUAGAAUAUUACAAGACAUACAUUGAUGAAGCAUUGAAAGCUUAUAGCCUGGAUGGUGUCGAUCUAAAGGGUUACUGUGCGUGGUCAUUAAUGGACACCUUUGAGUGGGAACAAGGAUAUCGACUUCGGUUUGGACUUCAUCAUGUGGAUUUCAAUAAUCCCAAUCGCCCAAGGACAGCCAAGCGCACAGCCAUUUAUUACGCCGAGGUGAUACAUGACAACGGAAUAGUACAGUCUAGAGAUGAUGGUUUCCUGCUUGACGAAUUCCGCCCGGACUUCGCUUGGGGUGUGGCCUCCUCUGCUUAUCAGGUACAGCAAUGGUGGUUUUCUGGACAAUCUUUUUUCCCUGGCAAAUGGUUUCCAUGA